AUGUCAAGCCCAACAAGUAGUGCAUGGAAAGCAGCAAUCCAUCUGCUCAAGUACCUAAACCAAACCAGUGAGUACAAACUGAUUUUUGGAGAUAGAUCAAGCAAGCACUCGGAAUGCCCAGUCAUCACAUACACAGAUGCAAACUGGGCAUCAGACCCAAUGAAUAGACAAAGGAGUAUGUCAGGAGCAGUAACAUAUGUAUAUGGGUGCCCUGUUAGCUGGAAAUUGCACAUUCAAAAGUGUGUAGCAUUAUCAGCUGUGGAAGCAGAAUUUGCCGCCACCUCAGAAGCAGCAAGAGAGGCACUUUUCUUCUCUUAUCUCCUCAGGGACCUGGAGAUGGGAAUGAUCCAACCAGUCCUUUGCACUGACAGUCAGGGAUGCAUUCAGGUGAGCAAGGAUCCAGCGAAACAUUGGAAAUUGAAGCACAUAGACACUCAAUAUCACUUCAUCAGGGACCAUGUGCAGGAUGGAGAGAUAGUGAUUGAAUUUGUUGGAACAGCAAGCAAUGUGGCAGACAUACUAACAAAGCUGCUGAAAGGUCUAGCAACAUCUCAACUAGCUCAGUUGUUAGGGCUGGUAAUGCCAUCAGAGGGGGGAGUUAAAGAUGUGUCAGCAUCCCAACAGGGUUCACAGAAUAAUAUGGAGUCUGUGGAACACAAGCAAGUUCUCAAUUAA
Messenger RNA from Ustilago hordei, 675 nucleotides. RefSeq lists its product as uncharacterized. The record is from RefSeq and is a predicted model, not a curated record. The coding region runs from base 1 to 675 and encodes 224 amino acids. The transcript has a single exon. Lineage: Eukaryota; Fungi; Basidiomycota; Ustilaginomycetes; Ustilaginales; Ustilaginaceae.